AUGUCUAGAAGUCAGUUUGGACAGGGACAGAAACCUCUAGACAUGUUUUUCUGGGUGAAUGAGAUAAGUGGAGAAAUCACCUACCCGCUGCAGAAGGCAGAUGCACCUGCGGUUUCUCCCGAGAGCCCACAAGAGAAGCCCCCAUCUCAGCCCAGGAGUGCACAGGGGGCCCCUGGCAGUCCCCAGGGCCCGCCUGCACAGAGGCCUGCCCCUGCACCUCCACCUAAGGCUUCUCCGAAAGACUCGGGCGCAAGAAACCCCCACUCAUCUGCGCCGACCUGGGCCAGGCCAAUGCCGGAGGAGGGAGGAGCCCCCACCAUUCUCAGCAAUCCCUGUCACCAUCUCAUCACCAGGAGGGACUCUGCCCAUACUAGGGCCCCUGGGACCAGCCCCUCAGCCACCGGUCUCCACCUUUCCUGUCAGCCCUUCUGCCCCCUAGGCCUUCAGCUGCAAGCUGAAAAAUGUCCCUACUAA
Messenger RNA from Saimiri boliviensis boliviensis (Bolivian squirrel monkey), 474 nucleotides. It is a transcript of the gene CUNH3orf86, whose product is annotated as chromosome unknown C3orf86 homolog. Lineage: Eukaryota; Metazoa; Chordata; Mammalia; Primates; Cebidae. The record is from RefSeq and is a predicted model, not a curated record.